Molecule: messenger RNA, 399 nt
Organism: Lytechinus variegatus (green sea urchin)
Lineage: Eukaryota; Metazoa; Echinodermata; Echinoidea; Temnopleuroida; Toxopneustidae
Exons: 1
Coding region: 1-399 (132 amino acids)
Biological process (GO): DNA integration
Molecular function (GO): nucleic acid binding
Source: RefSeq, a predicted model, not a curated record
AUGACUGAACACACAGUUCGUGAUUGUCUGUCCUGUCAGAUGAAUACCAUUGAGCACGCCAAGGAACCACUUCGAAUGACGGAGCUUCUACAACACCCUUGGACAGAGGUUAGCGUAGACUUUGCCGACCUUCCUAGCGGUGAUCACAUGUUGGUAGUCAUUGAUGAUUACUCGCGUUUUGUGGAAGUAGAGAUUGUUUCCUCUACUGCAGCAAGUCAGGUCAUUCUGAAACUUGACCGAAUCUUCUCAAGCUUUGGAGUUCCUACUGUGGUCCGUACCGAUAACGGCCCACCCUUCAAUGGUGCGGAAUUCAAUCAGUUUGCCAACUACUGGGAUUCAGGCAUAGGAAGGUUACACCGCAUUGGCCUCAAGCGAACGGUGAGGUUGAAAGGUUCAUGA